Messenger RNA from Chlamydomonas reinhardtii, 1374 nucleotides. RefSeq lists its product as uncharacterized. The record is from RefSeq and is a predicted model, not a curated record. Gene Ontology annotation, molecular function: clathrin heavy chain binding; structural molecule activity. Gene Ontology annotation, biological process: clathrin-dependent endocytosis; clathrin coat assembly; intracellular protein transport. The transcript has 4 exons. Lineage: Eukaryota; Viridiplantae; Chlorophyta; Chlorophyceae; Chlamydomonadales; Chlamydomonadaceae. Gene Ontology annotation, cellular component: plasma membrane; clathrin coat of trans-Golgi network vesicle; clathrin coat of coated pit. Bases 117 to 803 code for a protein of 228 amino acids.
GAUACACGCCUUCUACUUUCGUAGGUUCACCAGCUUGCUUUCUCAUUUGUGCUAGGAGUAGGAGUAAGGACCCAGCGAUCCACUUCCCCGUCGACUGUCCGGCCUGCUCGCAAAGGAUGGACGGGUUCGAGGACACUCAGUUCCAAGCGGCGCCCGCGGCCAGUGGCGAAGGCUUCAACGACUUUGCCGCCGCUCCCGCUUCCAACGGCGGCGCAGCACCAACGGUCCCGCCCCCGCUAGAUGACUUCUUCAGCGGCAGCACACCGGCAGUGCCCGCCCCGCCGCCCGGCGACGACGCGCCCCCUGCAAGCGAGGCUGUGAUUGCCGCGGCCGGAAGUCAGGGCGCGGAGCCUUUCGAGGUCCCGGUGGUUGCGGUGGAGGGCGCCGCGGCGGACGACGGGGAUGCGUUCUUUGAGCACUACACGCCCACGCCCAAGCCCGUGCCGGCCCCGGAGCCGGAGGCGGCGGACCCGCGCGUGGAGUGGCGCAAGCAAAACGCCGAGACGCUAAAGAAGAAGGACGCGACUGAGAGCGCGGCCAAGACCAAAGUGAAGGACAGCGCGGCCGCACACCUGGCCAAGUUCUAUGAGGUCCGCACCACCACGCUCACGCAGCGCAAGGCCAACAACCGCAAGAGCGAGGCGCACCAGAAGGAGGUGGAGGUGCCCGCCAGCGGCACGCCCUGGGAGAAGGUCAACGCGCUGGUCAACAUGAACACCUCGCACACCAAGGACGUCAGCCGCUACAAGGCAGUGCUCAUCACCUGCAAGGCCAAGAACGUGCCCAUCCGCGCCGCCGCAUAAGAGGCGUGCUGUGGUGGCGGGGACGGUAGAUGUCAUGGUGGGAGCGGUGUUUUGCGGUUGCUUGGCUAGGCCAGGCAUCGGAGGCUUGGGUGGCGUGGUGACGAUCGAGGCGAUUCACGCCGGCUGUCUGUUUCGAAGUGGAGGUGGCGCCGGCCGCUUGAAGGCGCGUGUUGUAGAUAUAUGAUAGGCAGGGAGGGCGGAGUGGCCAGAUGUAUGGAUCAGGUGUGCAGACGCGCGUAGAAGACGUGGCGUGCGAAAGGCUGGCGCGCAUGUGAUCAGGGUUCAAUGAGCCCGAUGUGAUGUAAAUGAUGAAACGCGGGCAGCGUCUGGGAAGCAUUACAUUGGGCCCCACUUGAGUGGGCCCCACUGGCAUAUUGAGCACGGGUGCGAAGGGACGUGGCGAGGAGCAGGUUGGUGUAGUCCCGCAAGCGUUUCUCGGUCCCGCGGCUGGGAGAAACAAGUUACGCCCAACCCGCCGACGCCCGGCGCCAAUCAAACAUGAAGGAACGUCGCCCGCACGCAAAUGAUAACAAGCCCCCGUUACUAGUACCACGUUAACAAUAUCCCGAGA